AUAAAUGCAUGAUUGUGAUGGGUGGUGCAUACUCUGCUGUGGUGGGGCGGACAUCAUGAAGUGCAUCCUGACUGUGGCGCUCCUAGGGGUGGCCGUGUGCCACCUGGCUCAGGCCAAGGUCAUGCGGGGCGAAGCACCAGCUGACAAGAUCUUCCUGUCGAAGCAGCGGGAGGUGCUGAAGCUGCUCAAUAAAGUUCACGAGCCCAACCGCUUCAAAGAUCAAGCGGACCUGGGACGCAGCUACGAUCCUACUCAGCACUUAAGCAAAUAUAAGAACGCGUUGCCAGUGAAGACCCUCGUGAAGCAGUACACGUCAGGGCGUCUGCUGCCGCGAGGACAGAUCUUCACUCUGUUUAACGACAGACAACGCGAGCAGAUGAUCACCAUAUUCGAGUCCUUGUUCUACGCGGAAGACUGGGACACCUUCUACCGCACGGCGUGCUACGUUCGCGACAGGGUCAACGAGGGGCAGUUCGUUUACGCCCUGAGUGUCGCUGUACUUCACAGGGAGGACACGCGUGGAAUGGUACUGCCGCCGGCGUACGAGGUCUACCCACACCUCUUCGUCAACUCCGACGUCAUUCACGCAGCUUACAGAGCCAAGAUGAGGCAGGAGCCGGCCAGAGUGCGCAUGAACUUCACAGGAACGGUCAGGAAUCCUGAGCAGAGGGUGGCCUACCUGGGAGAGGACGUGGGCAUAAACUCGCAUCAUAGUCACUGGCACAUGGACUUCCCCUUCUGGUGGAAGCAGGAUGAGUAUGGCGUGAAGAAGGACCGGCAGGGGGAGCUGUUCUACUACAUGCAUCACCAGCUGAUCGCCAGACUCGACUUGGAGCGCCUGUCCAACGAUCUGCCCUUCGUGAAGCCACUUUACUGGGAGGACAAGAUCGAGGAUGGCUUCUACCCACAGACAACGUACCGGGUGGGGGGAGAGUUCCCGGCCAGACCUGAUAACUUCGAGUUUCAGGACCUGCAGGACAUCAAAGUGAAGGACAUGGUUGAUUAUACGCGCAGGAUACGCGAGGCAAUUUCUCAGCAAAGUGUCAUAACGAGGUGGGGCCAGAAUCUGCCCCUGAACGACACGAUGGGCAUCAACAUACUCGGCAGCUUGGUAGAGCCGUCCCAAGAAUCGCCGAACCCGCAGUACUACGGCGCGCUCCACAACUACGGCCACAUCCUGCUCGGACAGAUCACCGACCCCAAGGGAAAGUUCGACAUGCCCCCUGGCGUCAUGGAGCACUUCGAGACUGCGACGCGCGACCCUGCCUUCUUCAGGCUGCACAAGUACAUAGACAACCUGUUCAAGCUGCACAAGGACAUGCUGCCUCCUUACGCACGCGAAGAGCUCGAGUUCCCGGGCGUGGCGAUUCAGGACGUCACUGUGGACGACCUGGUCACGUACUUCGAGGACUUCGACAUCGACUUGCUGAACGCCCUGGAUGACACCCUAGAGCUGAAGGACGUGGAGAUAAAGGCCCGGGUGCGUCGCCUCAACCACCGCCCCUUCACUUUCAGCAUCACUGUGAACAGCAACCAGGAGCAAAUGGCAGCGGUUCGGAUCUUCCUGGGCCCCAAGUUCGACUGGUUCGGGCAAGAGAUCCCCAUCAACGAGAAGCGGCUCUACGUCAUAGAGCUCGACAAGUUUGUUGCUAAAGUGAACAAGGGGGCAACCGUUAUACAGCGGAAGAGCAGCGAGUCCAGCGUCGCAAUUCCGGACAGAGAGACGACCAAAAUACUCGUGCGGCGGGUUGACGACGCGCUGCAGGGGAAGGCGACGUACACAGUGAACAAGGAUGUGCGCCAUUGCGGCUACCCAGAGCGCCUGCUACUCCCCAAGGGCAAACGAGACGGCAUGCCCUUCAGCCUCUUCGUAAUUCUGACUGACUUUGAUAAGGAGAAGGUGAAUGAUUUACCCUGGGACUACGACUACGGGGGCUCCAUUAGCUACUGUGGUACCGUUUCGGGACACAAGUACCCGGACAGCAAGCCCAUGGGAUUCCCCUUCGAUAGGCAAAUCAACAGCGAUAACUUCUUCAGAUCCAACAUUUACCAGAAGGACGUUGUAAUCACCUUCAAGGACAGCGAGUAGAUCGGACAGCGCUUCCGGUCGAUAGCUACACAUAUACUGAAUGAGGCAAAAGUCAGGACACACUUUAAAAUGAGGAAAAUAUCCAUUAAUCGUAUCAUUGAAAUACAUUUCGUGAUUUCUCUUGCAGAUAUAAUCAAAUCUCGCAUAUACAUAUUCACGUACGAAUAUGAAUACUUAAACUGUACCACCUCACACAGUGAUACGAGCUUCAAAACUGGUGGGGAUACUUGAAGUUACUAUGAAGUGUGUCCUGAAUUUUGCACAACCUGUACAUCAAAUAACAUGUCCCAUCAUGGGUCUGUAUAUUAUUACGUGCCUAAUCAGUAUGGCUUCAUUUGUGUUUAGAUUGAAAAGUUGUGUUUCAAAUAAUAUUUGUCAUACAAUCAUUGUCAUAAUAUUUCUAUCGGAAUUAAUUCAAAUAAAACAUAGUUUGU
Cryptotermes secundus is the source of this 2523-nucleotide messenger RNA. Its product is annotated as hemocyanin A chain. NCBI's taxonomy places the organism in Eukaryota, Metazoa, Arthropoda, Insecta, Blattodea, Kalotermitidae. The record is from RefSeq and is a predicted model, not a curated record. The transcript has 10 exons. Bases 5 to 2089 code for a protein of 694 amino acids. Gene Ontology annotation, molecular function: oxidoreductase activity.